UUCGAGAUAUCCUUAUUGGAAUAAUACCUUCGAUAUUCGGGCGCGGUCAGGACAGCCUAUCGAUAUCGCGUCUAAACUCACGGCAUCGAGGUCGAUCGCACCGAACUUAUUAGAACUUUAUAUUAACGUCUACAUUCAUUUACACCUCUGGAGCGGACAAUGGAGACUCCCAUCAAGAUGGAACAGCCCGGUUCCGCGGCUCCAACUAUCGCGGCCCAGACCCAUUCUACGCCAGAGGCCACAUCAACACCUGCCACCUCGGUCGACACCAAGAACAGCAUGUCCCCCUCGCCGUCUUCGGCCCAGUCGACCACUCAGUCCAGCGCCAACUCGAGACGUCCGCCGCGCAAGAGCACGCUUACCCAGCAGCAGAAGAACCAGAAGCGACAGCGCGCGACCCAGGAUCAAUUGACGACUCUGGAGAUGGAAUUCAACAAGAACCCUACCCCGACCGCCAACGUUCGGGAGAGGAUAGCGGAGGAGAUCAACAUGACCGAAAGGUCUGUUCAGAUCUGGUUCCAGAACCGACGCGCCAAGAUUAAGCUUCUGGCUAAGAAGAGUCUGGAAACUGGUGAGGACAUCGACUCGAUCCCCGAGUCUAUGCGAGCAUACCUGGCCAUGCAGGCCAUGGAAUCUGGUAAGGGCCUUGGCGGUCCUUACAUGGGACGUACCGGGCUGCUACCUUACGGAUCGAUGAUGUUGGGAGGCGAGCAGGGUGGACAGGGGAAAGUCCUGAUACACCAUCUGACUUGCCGAUCUCUGAGCAUUGGAAAGUGGACGCGUGUUGGUCAGAACACGAUGGAUCUAAUCAUCUUCUACUCUCCUGAGAAGUGUACCAUGACCUACUACAUCAACAACGAUCAGGCGGGAUAUAAGAUCGAGUACAACUUCAACGCGAUCAAGAACAUCUACCUCGAGAAUCCCGAGGGCGACGCGACCAAGCUUGGUGGAAUUGUCAUCGAGUUGAACCGACCUCCUAAUUUCUUUAUGGAUUCGUCGCCAAACUCGAACGGCUUUUUCCAGUGCAAUGACUUCACCGAGGACCAGCAAGCCACGCAUUGCCUUGUCCACCAUCUUGGUGGUAACCCCAAGGUUCUCAGCGGCCAGCUUGCCAAGCUCGCAUCUCUUGAGUCCUUCACAAACCGACACAACCCGAAUCCUUUCGACAUGAGCCACGCGUUGUCUGUUUCUGCUCCCGUGUCGCCAACUAACCGCCCUGCUUCGCAGCCCAACUUCGGACCACCGCAUGUCGGCAUGUACCAGGAGUCCCAGUGGGGAAUCAACCCGAUGCAUGCCGGUAUGCGUGCCCCUGGCCACAAGCGCCAGCGCAGCAGAUCGGUACCUACGGCCGUCGACUUCUCCAUGUUCCAAAACCCGAUGCCGUCGUUCUACAUCCAGCAUCCGGGUGACAACCAAGGCCAGCCGCACAGCCCUAACAUCUACGCGCCUGUCCCGCAGCAACCCAACGGCCUUAACAACGUUGGGCCUAACCUGCGUAUCGACACUCAGGCUACGUACGGCAUGGAUCUCAGGCAGUACCCGCUAUCUGCUGCUACCACAGCCCCGUCGGAGUAUUCUAGCCCGAACUUUUUCUCCCAAGGCCCCGAGAACACGCCUCUACCAGCUUCGAGCUUUAACACUCCUUACAGCGGAGCAUUCCUUUCGCCGCUGCCCCAGAUCCCGCAAUCUGUGUCCCCGUUGUCCUACACGGGCCACGGUGACCCGGCCAUCGUUGAACAAUCGCCCCCUCUUUCUAUGCUUCAGCGGCCAGCUUCUACUGACAUGUAUGGUAUGGGCGAAUCUGCUAUUUCUGACGACGGACACGGCCUGAACGAGAUGUACUCGAAACACACUAUCAACCUUCCGAUGCACCCACACUCUCCCGGGUUUAUGGAAGCCAACCAGGCCGAUCUAGACAUGAACCAGCUGGUUCAGUUUGACACUGUCGACCCGUCGAGCUUAUCCCCCGAGAGUAUUCAGCAUCACCAAUGAUUUCGACUUAUUUCUGGUUGCGCGUUUUCGGAUCCUUUCGGUGGCCGGAGCGCUAUUUAAUGCGUGCAUAAUAGUCGCUACGGUCGGUUUAGUCUUGUUCUCCUACUUGUGGCGUUACGGGACCUUAUACCUCUUGUCGCUUUUGUGUGGACUUCCUUUUUCUCGAAAAACUCCCUUCUACCCGGUUU
Messenger RNA from Annulohypoxylon truncatum, 2180 nucleotides. RefSeq names its product homeobox-domain-containing protein. Gene Ontology annotation, biological process: regulation of transcription by RNA polymerase II; cell differentiation. The transcript is spliced from 3 exons. NCBI's taxonomy places the organism in Eukaryota, Fungi, Ascomycota, Sordariomycetes, Xylariales, Hypoxylaceae. Gene Ontology annotation, molecular function: DNA-binding transcription factor activity, RNA polymerase II-specific; RNA polymerase II cis-regulatory region sequence-specific DNA binding. The record is from RefSeq and is a predicted model, not a curated record. The coding region runs from base 160 to 1992 and encodes 610 amino acids.